AUGUCCAACAAUAAUUCAACUACAACAAAUAUUCAAUCAUGGUUUAUUCCUGUAGAAAUUCUAAUGAUUAUAUCUACUAUUAUCGCAACUCUACUUGCUUGUAUCUUCUUGUCUAUUAUUGUUACCAAUCGAACAUGUCGAACAGUAUCAUUAAUGCUUGUUGGAAACUCAUGUUUAGUUGCAAUUUUAUUUGGAUGUAUUAUGAUAAGUAUGGCUUUAUUUACACUUGAAAAUGAUAUAAAACAAAUUGUGUUUCAAGAUUCACUUUGUAUUUUUCGAGGUUAUAUGGGUUAUAUUGCAUGUUUUUUACAGAAUUAUUCAUAUGCAUUACAAGCUAUCUAUCGAUAUAUUAUUGUUGUUCAUCCAGCUCGUGUUUCAUGGCAAUCAGCUCGUUUUCAAGCUUUUCUUAUUGGUAUUAAAUGGAUCUUAUCGAUUGUUUAUUCACUUCCAUUAUUGUUAACUGGUGAGAUAAUCUAUAAUGUUGACAAUCAAAUAUGUCAAGUAUCAUUACGACUUUCUCCAAUAAUGGUAUAUACUACAUUGUGUAUUUAUACAAUACCGCUUACAAUUAUUAUGCUUGUCUAUUUUAAAUUAUUUCGAUAUGUACAUGAAAUGAGUAAACAUGUAACACCAACAAAUACAUUAUUUCAUGCACGACGAGAAUUAGAAAUGGUUCGUCGUAUUGUUUUUCUUGUUAUUAUUCUUGUCGUACUCGGUUUACCUUAUCUAAUAUUUAUUUUAAUAUCUUUUGUAACUAUUCCACCAAAAUAUCAUUUUCGUAUUGCUUAUUUAUUUGUUGAUGUAUCAUCGGUAUUUAUUAUGAUUGCUCUAUUUCAAUUUACAGAACCAGUUAAAACGAUUUUAUUAAGAAUGAUAAGUGUAAUGUCAAAUGUAGUGAAACCAAUGAGUAAUCAGUUAAAUGAAUGA
Molecule: messenger RNA, 927 nt
Organism: Rotaria sordida
Lineage: Eukaryota; Metazoa; Rotifera; Eurotatoria; Philodinida; Philodinidae
Source: the annotation of a GenBank genome assembly